CGAAACCGCCUUUCUCUUGGCCCGCGCCUUUUUCAGCGCGUCACGGUGCAAAAAUGAAGCGUCGCUUUAUGUUGGCCAAACAAAACCUACACACAAAGCCGACGUCGACACCAAAUUCAAACGUUGUAACCGUCUCGGAGACAAGCAACUAACAGACGCGCGUCUACGUUAAGACUAAGUUGUCUAACAAGUGGAAUAAAUAGGGGAGACUCCCAACAUUCCAGGGACGAACACAAAACUCCGCGUUCGCCGCGGGUGGGGCCAAGGCGAAGUGACGCAAGAAGCUAGCUUGGCGAAGCUAAUGUUCGUUAGCUGUGCUGGAAGAAGCCGAGGAAGGAGUUGCGUUCUUUGUCCCCGCACUUCUCAUGGCUGUACGCUGGCUAUGCAGGCGGGGCCACAGCUGCGCGGUGCUGAUGCUGUUGCUGAGCACAUCUGCUGCGUCGCUCCCUUCGAACGAUCCCCCCCAGAUCCAUAUUUGCAUCUUUUCGCUCUCCUUUUCCCUCAUUCAACAUCAGCGGAUGGGAAGCCACUCGAGUUAAAACAUGUGCGCCAACGUGUUCGGAGUGUUGAAGAGUCUCUUCGGGAAGCCCUUUGAUGGUGGCAAGAGGAUGGAGCACGGAGGGCCGCCGCACCAGCAGCAGCAGCAGCAGCCAAUGGCAACAGAGCAGGCGCCCCAGCACCCGGCCAUGAUGCGGCUCUACGAAGUCCACCGCGAGGUGACGGCGCUGGGCCCUCAGGUGUGCACCUUCAGCGGCCUGCCCGACGACCGGGACUACAAGCGUCUGGAGCGCGAGCUGACGCGCCUCCUGCUGGAUGUGGACCGAGUCGACACGGAGGGCAAGGCCGAGCUGCAGGGGGCGCGCAAGCGGGCGGCGCAGGAGGUGGAGGGCCUGCUGCGCUACCUGGAGGAGAACGCCCGUCACCCGUCCCGCCUGGCCAUGGAGGAGCUGAGCGAGGAGGCGCGGCGGCUGGUGGAUCGCCGCGUGGUGGCGCCGCAACGCGAGGGCGGCGCCGCCGACAUCGACGACGAGCUGGUGGAGGCCCUGCAGCAGCUGGUGCUGCGCCUCACCCAGGUGAAGACGGAGGGCCGGGUGCCGCUCCGGAAGGCGCGCUACCGGGCGCUGACCAGGCUCUGCGCCGUCCAGGACGUCCUGGAGGGCCGCACGCCGCAGCAGACGCUCUCGCUGCCGCUUUCGGGAGAAACGCACGCCGCUGUGCACUGCAUCAACCAGGUGAUGGCCAAGGUGAGCGUGGCGCGCAGCCAGCUGGUGGCGCUGCUGAUGGGCUUGAGCGGGCGUGACAGUUGCGCUCACCUGUCGCGGCUGCUGAUGGAGAUGCAGGUGGAGCUGGACGCCCUGGACGUGUCGGGGAACGCCGCCGUCAGGAACUACCGCAAGCAGGUGGUGGAGGAGAUCAACGGCCUCCUCAAACAUUUGGACCUGGAGGGAGAGGGGGAGGACACGCGCAGGUACGACCUGGCCCAGAACGACUCCAUCCGCGAGAUCGAGGCGGUGCGCGCCCACGUGCGGCACCUGCGCGAGGCGGUGCUGCGCCACUGCGCGCCGGGCGAGCCGGGCUUCCGGCCCAAAGCCGAACUGCAGGGCCUGCUGACCCACCUGGACCAGGUGGACACGGCCAAGAACCCCUGCAUCCGCGAGGCGCGGCGCCGCGCCGUGGUGGAGGUGCAGGCCGUGGUCACCUUCCUGGACCUGCGCGAGGCGCUGGCGUGCCGCCGCCCCGGCCCCCAGGAGCACCCGGCCCACCGCCAGGUGUGGGCGGUGCUGGCCAGCCUGUCGGAGCUGCAGGCCCGGGCGCUGGGCUUCGACGGCAAGCGGGCCGACAAGAGCUACGUGGUCCUGGAGGAGCUGCUGACCAAGCAGCUGCUGGCGCUGGACGCCGUGGAUCCGUGCGGCGACGACGGCGCCAAGGUGGCCCGCAAGCAGGCCGUCAAGUUUGCGCAGAACAUUCUCAACUAUUUGGACAUGAAGACGGACGAGUGGGAGUACUGAACGAGCUCCGCCGUGGACUCCGCCUCCCGCCGUGCGCCGCUUUCCUUCUCUACCUGCUGAACACACGCAUUCACAAAAGGCAUCCUGCUUUUUGGUACACGACGUAGACCUUUGUAUGUGCGUGUGUGUGUGCGCGAGUGAAUGCAGACGUGCGUGCGCAAGUGUGUUUGUGUAAAUCUUUGUGUGCGUGUCGUUGAGCGAGUACGUUGAAACUUCUCUGAUGGUCGUCACUAAACACAACGGAGCCUUUUCACAAAAUUUUUCCUCCAUCGAGUAUUGUCAAACUUGGCCGUCGAUUGUCAUUUUUAACGGGGAAAUCUCCCUCGGAAUGUUCUGAACUCCUGCUUCCACGGCGGCGGCGCUAGCAUGGAGGUAGCUCAGCUUCCCCGAGCUGGAACUUCUUUCGAAGGCAGCUCCAGUCAGAGGGCGGACAGCGCCGCCUUGUGGUGGCGCUGUCCGCUCCAUUGGGGCCCAAGUGCCAGCAAGCACUGGGGGGGUUUGGCUGCGUCCAAAUUCACGGGCUCGGCCGCGCGUGGUUUCAUUUCACCUCCGCGGACCGCAUAAAACCGUGGCCAAUUUGGACAAGCCUAAUGUGAAUUUCGGUUGCCGUGGGCGGUCGAGUCGCGCCGGAUGUGACGUCACGUGGCCGCAAAAAAAAAAAGUGGCCUCCGGAGGACCGAGCCUGUGGAGUUGGACAUAGCCGUUGUCAGCUGAGCCACGCCUCCGUCCUGCGACUUCCAAGACAGAGACGGGAAAAGCCAACAAAACAGACACUUGUAGAAUCUCCGUGCCUUCGUGUUCACGCUUUCUCGAGCUGGUUCCAAAAGCCGAUCAGAUGUGCGUUUAGCGUAUGGCCGGCCGGAUGUGCAACCAGACGUGUGUAUCGCGGGAUCAAGAUGUGUGUACCAUCUCAGCGGAUGCGUGCUUGAGCAUUUGACCACGUGAGUGUGCACCUGACACAUGCGACGAGACCUUUGUGUGUACCGCGUGCGUGACGCAAUUCCUUUUCAACUUGCCGACCAUCUCACCAGAUGUGUGUACUAUGCGAACACGCACACACAAAGAGCACAAGCGAGUCGCACCGGCGUGUAUUUUUCGGUGAGUAUUUUUAUUGCACAAAACAAUCGAGCUUUAAGUGUGUUGAGAUGAAAAUCGAAACUGGACGCCAUUCAUCUAUUGAUCUUGUUUCGCCAGAUCAAACAAAUAAAGAGGUCAACGGCGCCUUAUUGCUCUUCUCGAACUCCUUGAUCAUAUUCAUGAUGCUAUUUGUUGACUUGACAUGCGACUGGUGGUUUUUGUGUCGUGGCUGUAAAAUUGAUCAGAGCCGCAAAAAUGUUGCAUCAAUCGUUUGUCACGUGGGUUUCGUCUUUCAACCAAACGUCUUCCACGCAUUGGUCAAAAUUGAGAGCGAAACCUCACAGGCAGGCCCGGUGGUCACGGGAACCGGAAAGCCGCUCUAACCUAAGACCAUUUUGUCAAGUCAAGUACAACUUUAUAGAUGUUAUGUCUUAAUUGUACAAGCAAGUGCUUUUCAUUUCAAAUGAAUGUGCCGCUUUAUAUUUUCUUGACUUUUGUCGAAGCAAACGAUGGGACCGCGCAACUUGUUUUUUUGAUACUUCAAACAUGACGUGUCCAAUAAAGUGAAAGGCUGUUUCGAAGAAAGCUUGUGUUUGGAUCCGCUGCCAAAAUAAAAGUCCAUUUUUGUA
Messenger RNA from Hippocampus comes (tiger tail seahorse), 3715 nucleotides. RefSeq names its product BCL2 associated athanogene 5 (gene bag5). The record is from RefSeq and is a predicted model, not a curated record. Gene Ontology annotation, biological process: protein stabilization; regulation of inclusion body assembly; negative regulation of protein ubiquitination. The coding region runs from base 543 to 2009 and encodes 488 amino acids. Gene Ontology annotation, cellular component: cytosol; nucleus; membrane. NCBI's taxonomy places the organism in Eukaryota, Metazoa, Chordata, Actinopteri, Syngnathiformes, Syngnathidae. The transcript has 6 exons. Gene Ontology annotation, molecular function: protein-folding chaperone binding; adenyl-nucleotide exchange factor activity.